Drosophila miranda is the source of this 3043-nucleotide messenger RNA. RefSeq names its product putative mitogen-activated protein kinase kinase kinase 7-like. Gene Ontology annotation, molecular function: ATP binding; MAP kinase kinase kinase activity; magnesium ion binding. Bases 71 to 1525 code for a protein of 484 amino acids. The transcript is spliced from 6 exons. The record is from RefSeq and is a predicted model, not a curated record. Gene Ontology annotation, biological process: protein phosphorylation; positive regulation of canonical NF-kappaB signal transduction; JNK cascade. NCBI's taxonomy places the organism in Eukaryota, Metazoa, Arthropoda, Insecta, Diptera, Drosophilidae.
CACAAAGGAAAUAUAAGUCAAACCAUAAACAAAUAUUUGUCCCUCAGUUCUUGACUCAUUUUGUGUAGAGAUGGCUGCGAAAGUGGAUUUCUCUGAGCUGCAAAUCAGCCAGAGGCUCGGAAGGGGGGGCUUUGGUGCGGUGUACAGGGGCUGGUGCCGGGACCAAAAGAUCGCCGUGAAAAGGUUCUAUGAGGCGAUCAACAAAAACAUAGAAAGGGAAAUCACACAGCUGUCGCGUGUGGCCCAUGAGAACAUUGUCAAGUUGUUCGGGAUGGCCACCUAUCAAGACGAGACCUACUUGCUGAUGGAGUACGUUGAGGGCGGCUCCCUUCACGACAUUCUCUAUGGAACGGUGCGCAGGGAAUACUCCGUGCAGGAGGCCCUCCGCUGGGCCAUUCAGUGCGCCGAGGCUGUGGCCUAUCUGCAUGCCAUGACCCCAAGGCCGAUGCUGCAUCGUGAUAUCAAGCCACACAACAUGCUGCUGACGGGCAUACCCGGUCGCCUGAAGAUCUGCGACUUUGGUACUGUGACCGACAUGCAGAGCUACAUGUCGAACGCCCGUGGUACCGCGGCCUACAUGGCCCCAGAGGUGAUAUUGGGCAAGAAAUACACGGAUAAAUGCGAUGUCUACAGCUGGGCCGUCAUGCUCUGGGAGCUGAUGUCCCGCCGACCGCCCUUUAGUCACAUGGAGAACCCCAAUUAUAUAGCUGUUAUGCUGGCGACUGGUUGUGGCGAGCAUCCCGAUAUGGAUGCGAUAAGAUCCGAUUGUCCUCAGACCAUCAGGGAGUUGAUCAGACGAUGCUGGUGCUUCAAACCCGAGCAGAGACCCUCCAUGCAGCAAGCUGUGAAAUUCUUGAACGAACUGGGGGUUUCUUCCGACGAUAAGGACUUUGUGUACAUCCUCGAUCAGGACACAGUGGCCGUGGUAUCCGUCGGCGAAGAGAAGCACGGCUCGGGCUGGCGACGUGUCGUCCAUAUAUCCUUCUGGCGUAAGCAAUAUUCGACGGUCAGGAUGAGCCUUCACAUUGCCGAGCGGGAGGCAGUGCGAGUGGCCAAGCAGGCGGAACGGGAGAUCAUCAGGGCGGCACGAGAUGUCGGGCGGGAGACCCAUCGAGCUGCCCAGGACAUCGGCAGGGAGACGGUGAGAGCUGCCCAGGACGUUGGCAGGGAGACGGUGAGAGCUGCCCAGGACAUCGGCAGGGAGACGGUGAGAGCUGCCCAGGACACUGGCAGGGAGACGGUGAGAGCUGCCCAGGACACUGGCAGGGAGACGGCAAGAGCUGCCCAGGACGUUGGCAGGGAGACGGCGAGAGCUGCCCAGGGUGUUGGGCGGGAAACCGCUAGAGCUGCCCAGGAUGUUGGGCGGGAAACCGCUAGAGCUGCCCAGGAUGCCGAGCGGGAGACAAGACGGGCACUCGAGAAUGCCGAGCGGGAGGCUAGACGGGCCAAGGAGAAGAUCGCCAACGAGGCCAAGCGGCUGGCCGACAAGGGCAGGAAGGUCUUGAAGAAGUUUCGCAAAUUCUAAUCCCUUUACUGAUAAGUCAUACGCUAUGCUAAUGUGUGGAAAAUGAUUAAUAAUGCUGGGCUGCCUGCGGAGAGAGAGUCCUUUUUGAUCCCUUCAACGACUCCGUCUCACGCUCGCACCAAUGCAGAUGCAGAUGCAGAUGCAAAUGCAAAUGCAGGCUGCAGGGGUAGGCCUAUGAAAAGCUUAGACUGCAUUAAGCACGAAGCAAAGCAAAGGUAAGGAAUCUAAAGGAAAGGGGAGGAAAGGCAGGGCAGGGCACGGCUCGGUGGGGAGAGAUGUGAAGGAUGUGAACAACAAGAAGGAUGACGGCGAUGAGGACGAUGACGGCGGCGGACAUGACAGCGAGGCGAUGUUCCUUGCUUUGAGGAGUGCCAGGGUCGACGUGGGGAGGAGUACAGUAUGUACCAAGCGGUGCAUUGCUGCUCCUGGCACAGCGCGACUCCUUAGCGUUUUUUGCAUUGUGUUGCUUUUCUCAUACGUUUCUAUGCGUGUGCUUGUAUGCGAGUGUAUGAGCGUGUGUGUGUGUGUGUGUGUGUGUGUGUGUAUUUGUGACCGGAAACUGCCAUUUAAAGUGCAUUUUGGAGAGGAGUCGUCGGAGUCUCAGUUGAGAGACGAAACGGGACGGAACGAGCUUCACUUGUGUGUUAAAUGAAAAGAAGAACUUUGUCCUCCCCUCUCCCUCUCUUUCUCUGCUUCGUCUGCCUCUGCCUAACCCCAAUCGCCUCUCUCUCUCGUUUUGUUUUUAUGUUUUUUUUUCCGCUGCUGUUAUUUUUGCAUACCAUCAAGCAACUCCUUUUGUGUCGGGGCCCCCUACUCCUCCAACUCCUACUCCCCUCCUCCUUGGAGCCAACACGUGUAAUCCAACUCCUUUUAAUUACAUUCAAUACCCCGGCCACAGUCGUCCGUCCAUCUGCCAAGGUGUUGGCAGGCAGUUGCCUUUUGCUCUUCCCUCCUCCUUCUGUCUCUCUCCCCCUCUCAUUUAACGCCUCGUUUGUGCUCCUCUCCAUCUUUAACCUUCUGCCCAAAUAUCGAUUUUCAGCUUUAGCUUUGGCUUAGGUGCAACUGCUGGUAAAACAGGGCUGGGAUCCGCACCAAUCGCCAUCCCAUUGUAAGGCCAACGAGGUGUUAAAACAUUUUGUAAAAGCCAAGAUUGCGGGCAUAGCCUGCUGCUGGUGCUGCUGGAGUUCCUGCGGUUGAAAUGCAAUCAAGUGUCACUAAUCGCGAUCGGGGGGGAGAUCAUAUUUGCAGGCGCUGCACUCUCGGCUCCGCCACAGAUCCAAUCUGCACUCCCGCCCUGCCGUAAGUUGAGACUUGGACUGUGACGGACAAAAUAAUAAUAAUCUACAAAUCUAUAGAUGAUUAUUAGGACCCUGCAACUCAGCCCCAGUCCCCUCUACUCAACUCGUUCUAUAGGUUGCCCUUACGCUAUCUUUUCAGCAUGUUCGCGUUGGUCAUGCGGCAGCACCCCUCGGUCGGUUGGCCGGGAGGAGAGCUGCCUUCUGCUGGUGUCACAUGGGG